AUGAUUGUUACAAAAAUUAUCGGCAGUUGGAACUGGGCAAUCAACGCUACCCAGCACUUUUCAUCCUCAAGCGGUCUCAUUCAUUUGGUAUCUCGCAUUUUGGAGAACCAGUCUCUGCUCUUACCGCAAACUGUCGAAAAAGCCGCCAAGGCACCGAGACUACUUGCAAGCGGCAUUCAGGACAAGAUAAACUUGUUCGACAGUGUAGCCAAAAUAACUGAAGUGUCAGAAACCAAAGACGUGCUCUUAGCAACUUCCAAAAGACAUUUAGAGUCAACAACAAUUGUUACUGGCUCUAGAUUAACACUGGGAAGUGCACGAAGUUUCACAAUUAUGUUCAGCUACUUCACUAGCAAAUGGGCAUUAGGCGCCGUUAUCACAGCUAUUGCUCUGAACAGAACCAAUGUUUAUGCCAGGACUAGAUGGAACCUCAAUCUCUCAUGGAAAAUGCGACUAAUAAUUCGGAUACCAGUUAUUGUUCUUUUGUCGGCUCACUGCCGAAAUAUUUUGCUAUCAAUUCAGUGCCAAACAUCACCCGAUCUUGCUAUUUCUCCGAGGGGAAAUAUGUCACAUCAGUUAGAAAAAAUGUUUACACAGAAUGGGGGCUUCCUUUAUGACCUCAGCACCAAGCUUCUACUUGGUGUCAAAGGUACAAAUUCAUGUUUGUCUACAGGUAUGGCAAUAUCUGAACAGGAUGCAGGAGUCGAUAAAUCAAGCUUGCAUGACAAUAUCACGUUGAAUGGAUUUAAAGGAUCUUUAACAUUGCUUUGGCCGCUGUUUAAAAUAUUUGCUUUGAGUCAUUUCACAGAGACAUUUUCGUCUGCAGUACAGGGUCGACAGCAGGCUGGAGAAUUUGGGAUUUCAAUAUUUGAGCAUUCCCUUGCCUUCAUAGAGGCAGAAGUCAUGGCUGGAAACGAAUUAGGCAACAUAAAUUUUGGAUUAUUUAGAACAUAUUCAUCUUGGACGAACUCAACAAAUACAAAUGACCACCCUCUGAUGUUGAGAAAAGCUAAUGUAAGUCUAGAAGUUCUUCUAGUGAGCUUCAUUUCAGCCAUGAAUCAUCUUACAAGUCAUAUCUUGGCGAUAUUUGAUAUGCAAGCCUGUUUCCGACUGCUGAAUACAGGAACCUGGGGACUUGCCUAUAUAUCAGUAAUCAUAACCAGUAUCUUAUCAUUCUCAAUCCAUGAAGCCACAAAUCAAAGUCUCCUUCGUUUCCCCACAGUUUAUCUCAUAAGUUUUAUACCCCACAUUCUCAUGCUUUGUGGUAUUUUUGGAUGUUCGUUAGUUUAUAUUAUAGCUUUGACGCUAACGGCUUUUGUUCCUUCUGUAUGGGUAGAAGCAGAAGAAAUACUUCCUGUAUCAGGACGGUUUUUUCGUGAAAGACUAACUGCAGCGCACCAGAAUAUGCAAGCAAACGCAUUCCUUUCAAAUAUUCGAUUAGAUCUAUGCAUGGAUUUUUAUACUGCGCUGCUGCGUAUAGGGUUCUCCAUCAUGACUAUGGCUAGUGAGGCUAUAUAUCUCAAUGAAAGUAGAGCUAUCAGUAUCAAGCAGCGAACUUGGAUCGAGGAAGAUCGGCUUAACGAAAUCGAAGCUACUGGAUUAGAAUGGCCCGGGAUGAAUUUUGGAACACCUGUCACUAAUUUAAGCAUGACAAGUAGUGGAUAUCUUAAUGACAAUGGCCAAGUUAGAGUCAAAUCCUUGCCAGAAACCGAUCGAAUUCGAUUAUUUUCCGGAUAUGCGUGCGAGCUUACCACAAAGACCCAAAAGCACGGAGAGAAUCGACAGGUUAGGACUAGUACAGCUGAUCGAAAUAGAAAAUGGUAUACAACGUUUGAAUUCUGGUUAAAUCUUAGCAACCUAUUACUUUGCUGUAUUGCAUCGUCUCUACUAUGGAUCAUGGCUAAGUUUGGUGUGCAAAAUCAACCUCGGUGGCUACGGAGAAUCAUUCCUACCCAAAAUAGAAAAUCUAAUAAUGUUAGAGUAAACACUCAAUUCAACGUAGAACUACUUCACCCUGGGCUCGUGGGUCUAGAUGGAAAGUUAGAGAUUGUCAAUGAAACUAGUUUGGAUGUUGAGGAAGAAUACAGGAGGUUAUCUCAAAAAAAUAAGAAAAACUGGACUGAAAGGGAUGAAAAUGAUCUAGAAGUUAAUCUUUAUAAAUGGUGGCUGGCUGGCGGAUGGUGGGGCGAUAAUGACAACAGUGGAAAUUACAUUCCAAAGCCUUUUGAUGCAGACGAAGAUAAGACCAGUAUAGCAUCAUCUACAACUGAUGAGGAUGUAGCCUGGGAAUCCGACGGUACAGAUGAAGGUUUUCAUCAUUCAACCCCCCGAAAAAGAUAUCUUAGCUCGAAACUAUCGACAACUUCAAUUGAUUCAGCCUUAACAACAUCCGAUCUAUUCCAACUAAUAAAUCCCAAAACUCUAGAGCAACGCGCUCAGACUGAAAUCCUCUCCACCCAUCUCUCAACCAAUGAAAUUGUAACACGGUCACGAUACAAACAAAUCAAACAAAGAUCACGCACAGAGGUUUUGACUUCCACUAAUAUACGCCCCCCAAACUUUGUCCCAUCUGCGUCGAGUGGCAAACUCAGUCUUGAAGAAGAAGCACAGAUUCUUGAGUAUUUACUUAUAACACGACGUAAUGCUAGUCUUCAGCAAAAGUCUUUUGUAUGGACUCGUGAUUCUGAUCAGACAAACGAUGCUGGGCCAGUAUGUGUCAUAUGCCAGAGCUUGCCACGCUGUACAAUAACUUGGCCUUGUAGAUGUAUUUCUCUCUGUAACGAUUGCCGAAUCACGCUCGCCAUGAAUAACUUUGACAAGUGUGUUUGUUGUCGACAGCAAGUCAUAGGCUUCUCUAGAAUAUUCGUGCCUUGA
Blumeria graminis f. sp. triticale is the source of this 2874-nucleotide messenger RNA. NCBI's taxonomy places the organism in Eukaryota, Fungi, Ascomycota, Leotiomycetes, Helotiales, Erysiphaceae. The record is from the annotation of a GenBank genome assembly.